Neoarius graeffei (lesser salmon catfish) is the source of this 1678-nucleotide messenger RNA. It is a transcript of the gene fbxl8, whose product is annotated as F-box and leucine-rich repeat protein 8. The transcript is spliced from 2 exons. Gene Ontology annotation, biological process: positive regulation of protein ubiquitination; SCF-dependent proteasomal ubiquitin-dependent protein catabolic process. Lineage: Eukaryota; Metazoa; Chordata; Actinopteri; Siluriformes; Ariidae. The record is from RefSeq and is a predicted model, not a curated record. Gene Ontology annotation, cellular component: SCF ubiquitin ligase complex. Gene Ontology annotation, molecular function: protein binding. The coding region runs from base 358 to 1461 and encodes 367 amino acids.
AACAGUAUCUUCCUUCUGAACGUCCCUUUUUUUCUUAUUUGUGUCGUUUAUUUCUAUAUCCAAAUGCUGUACAAUAUGACGGUAUUUUUGUAUAAUAUUUUAGUUGACAUUGUAAAUUCAAGUCAGUGAUCUCUGCCAUGAGCUUGAAAACUUGCCCUUACCAAGAUGGCGGCGGAGAGCGCCGUGUCUGACGUAUCCAGUGACGUAGGAGUGGAGAAGAGAGUAAUAGGAAGUAAGGUCAUACUCCAAACCUGAUCACGUUGAGGUGGUGAAGAAAAGACAGUCCUGCAGUAAAGUGGAUUCAGAGGCUUUGUUGAGACUUUUUGUGCAGUAUUGUUUGGUUUGAAAGACAGAUUAAUGGAACUUCCAGAAGAAAUCCUUGCACAUAUUUUCUCUUUCCUGUCUCUGAAGGAUAAAUGCAAUGUCUUCCUGGUGUGUAAAAAUUGGGCCAACAGCUUAACCUGUCCGAGGGUCUGGGGACACACUGAGAUCAGGUGUGAGUCUGGAGACUGUGUUCCCCACAGGUUCUGUGAUCUUCUACCAUGUAUCAGACACUUAAAGCUGAUUAUCAGCAUGGAUGAUCCUGCUCAUAGGAAGAAUGGACUGUGGGUUCUGCAGCAGGUUCUCGCAAGCGGUGAUGGACGGCUGCGCGGGUUAUGCGUCAGCUGUUUGGAGAACUCUCCUCUGUUUUACGCAGGACAGGAUCUGCUCCAAGGAUUAGUGGCCGUCUUGACAAAUGGUUCAUCGCUCACAGUCUUGGACCUGAGGGGUGUGCCGUUCACCUUGAGCGACAGCUUUGUCAAGAGCGUAGCCGCCCUGUGCCCCGCCCUGCGAAGUCUCUUCAUCAAUAACGGUUCUCUGGUGUGCGGAGUAGUCUCGGAGACGAUCAGGGAUGUCCUGAAAUGCUGUCCGGCACUCAACACAAUCGGCCUCUUCCAAGCCAGUGUGUCUCACGAUGUCUUCCGAGACCUCCUUGAACCCCAGAGAACAGAGCUGAAGCUGCUGGAGCUACGCUGCGAGCGUGCACUGAAGUACGUCACGCCGCUGUGCGACCAAAUCUGGGCAGAUGUGAGAGACAGGCAUCCUGGACUGAGGGUAGACCUGGAGCUGGACCACACCCUCCCGGAGCUGCAGGUUCCCAGCGUGCUUCAGCCCAGCAUCCCUGUCAGACGGCUCCACCUCCACACGUGGACCUGCCUGCUGGAGGAGAUACGCAUGGUGGCACAGAGUUACGCAGGAACGCUGGAGGUGAUUGAACUGCAGACCACUGCGUCCCCCGAGCUCAAUGCGGUGCUGGAGACCUUGGCAGCACGGUGCACGAAACUCCGCGAGGUUCACUGUUACUGCGUGGUUUCACAGAACGUUAUCGAAACGUUCUGUUCACUGUGUCCUGAUUUACGCAGAUACACACUCAAAACACGCAAAGAGCUGCACCCCUGGACCUGCACUACUCUUAGAUAACUAACACAGUCACUUUUAAACUCUUUUACACUACAGCGUUGUUGAGUUCUGGCCUGGGAUUGGCACACACUCCACUGAUGAUAAACAGAUUUUUUUUUAAAUGUAUGAAAUUGUUGAUUGAUGUUUGUUUAGCUUUUAUGAAAGUCUCUUUUUUUCUGUAGCAGAACACUGUUACUUCAUAAUGAAGCCAAAUUAAAUCGAGUAGCACAAUUAUCAA